Messenger RNA from Anopheles stephensi (Asian malaria mosquito), 8435 nucleotides. RefSeq lists its product as uncharacterized. NCBI's taxonomy places the organism in Eukaryota, Metazoa, Arthropoda, Insecta, Diptera, Culicidae. The record is from RefSeq and is a predicted model, not a curated record. The transcript is spliced from 4 exons. The coding region runs from base 20 to 1831 and encodes 603 amino acids.
CGUGUCAGGAUCGUGGACGAUGGCUCUCAACAUUGCUGUACCGAUGUCGGGUGUAGGCGAUCUCCUGGAAGGAUUCGGGCUGCUGUCGCCCAUUUCUCCUGUCAGCAUUGACUUCCGCAGCAGCAUAAAGAACCCGCUAUCACCCGUGGGUAGCGAAUCCAGCGGCGUCAGUUCUUUGGAUUUGGAAGACAUUAAGAAACAAAUGCCAACUCUAAUGGACGAAAAUGAAGAAAGCGACGGAUCAUCCGGCUCGGGAAAAUCGCCAUCUAACACAACCGUUGGAUCAACCAUGUCGUCGGCCACAUCUUCCAGAACCUGUUCCACCUCUUCUUCCGCGUCCACGGCUUCCGACGACUACUCCAACCAGAUGGAUGAAAAUGAACAAAAAUCUUCGGAUGGCUCCGGUUCCAACGAUGAGGAUGGUGGCGUGACACCAGCAGCAACAGCAGCAGCAGCACCAUCAUCCUUACCAGACCUUCUUGGACCCAGUGAGGUGGAAGCUGAAAGCGAACCUGCUGUAACUGGAACGGAUGAAGCUUCGCUCGUCUCUGAAGAAUUUAAACGAUCCCUGGGGUUGCUCCUAUCGAACGAACCGAACGAACUGCCAUUGUUUUCACCCAAAGCUUCAAAAGAAUCCAUCUUUAGCGUGCCGCGCACCACCAUCUGUUACAACAAUCGCGACAUUCUCAAUCUGGCAAGCAAUGUACGUCCAUACGGUAGAACUCCCGGUGAGUUUGCCUUCCAGUUUGCUGAACUGCCGGAAACAAACAACAUUCAGUUCUUUCUGCAAAAUCGGUCCCAAUACCACCGGCUCGGACCGAACGGUCACGUGCAGGAGUUUCGCAUGGCCACCUGCGCAUGCUGUGAUUUCCAGUAUCCGGUGAAUACGGUGGGCGCAAACUCGAAUGCUGCUACUGCUGCACCUUCUGCCGCUAACCAGAGCUUCGGUACCUCGAACUUGGCCAAUCUGAGCGCAAACCAAAUCUACGGCAACCUCCAGCAGCAACAGCAGCAGCAACAACAUCAGCAACAGAUGCGACUGCAGCAACAGCAGCUGCAAAUGCAAUACGCCAAUCGUUACAACAACAAUGCCAAUAAUGGAAACUCGAUGGGUCGUGACUACAGUAUGUACCACCAACAGGUAGCCAGCGGAAUGGGUGGUGGUGGUAGUGCUGCGGGAGGAAAUCUACAAUCUUCGCGAUUUAACAGUGGUGUAUACGGCACGGCCAAUGGUCUUCCCGGUGGUGGAUCAUUGCCAAAUGCACAUAACAGCAUGCUUGGCGGUUCCUCCGCGGCGAAUGGUGGCUUCUUUAGCAACAAUCUGCUGCAGGGCCGUGAUCAAUACAAUCCAAUGGCGUCGGGGAUGGGAAUGCAGUACAAUACUAAUGCUGGCGCUACCUCCAAAGGAAUCUCCCAAUCGAAUGGUGCACUAUCGCAACCAGCAGGACAGCUUCGCCAACAGCAGCAAUAUGACAUGUUCCAGCAGCAAAAACAAUUCCUGAACAACUAUGCCGGAUUGGGCUCUGCUGCUGGCGGUAAUGGUGUAAACGUGACGGCCUCCUCCACCGCUGCCGCUGUCCGUCUGCAGCAACAGUCACAGCAAGCUUCCCAUUACUAUAAGAAACCGCAGGCCAUGCGUUACGGAGGAGGAGCGGGAGCGAACAACACCAUGCCGCCGACGUCCGGUGGACCUUCCGCUGGUUCCAACUGGAAGUCUCCGAUGGCUAAUAACAACACGAUUCAGGAUCCCGCCGCCAAGCUGUUUAUGGAACUCAACAAAAUGCAGCAGCAGCAGCAGCAACAAUCACAAUACUACGUACCUUUCCAGUAAAGCAUAUUUAAAAUGCACGCAGCAGGCGCAAACCAACAAAAGACAGCGAAAUGAUAUACAACACGUGUAAAAAAAAAAAUCAAACGAGCCUCAGCAAAUGUGGACCAACAACAACGACAAAUGAAAAUCAGCAAACGGAAGAAGAGCAAACAAAGAAACACAGAAUAUCAUAGAACGGUAGCAGCAGCAAACCAGCAACAUCAUCAUCAUCUCGCCAUCGUUACCAAAGUUGCCAAAGCAAACACAAAAAACGCGAUUUUUUACUAAAACUUUCAUUAUCUAGUUUGUAGUUGUGAUGUUGUUAUAUGGCCAACAGUAUCAUGUUUUACACACACACACACAGCCGAAAGGAUUAAUUUAAAUAAUGCUGCUCAAACUGCCAUCCUGCACGUGCUAUGAGAACGCGCACGGUGGUAAUUAAAUCAGUGCUCGAAGCCUUCCUGAACCUACCCCGUUUUCCCACGGACACACUAAAGAAAUUAUUAUUAAAAACGAAGGAAUAACGUAUACUGUGCUGCUGCGUCGUCCCCUAAAAGAUUGGACAACAUUUGUCACGUUAUUCUAAAACACAAAGCAAAGGAAGCUACUAUCCACCCGGCAGCGCUGCAACGUUAAACAAAUCGAAUACGAGAAUCGAGCAUACAUUUCGAUCGGAUCGGCAACGGGGAAAACAAACACGCCAACAUUUUAUUUAAAUUCAUCACCGCUGCAGGUAGCUGAAACAGAUUGAGGAGCAUAGCUUACAAGAGGAAAGCAGAACGGUCGAGACGAAAGCAACAUCCUUGCGAAACCAGUGUUUUAAUUAUGCGUUCUACAAGAAAAUCCCACCAGUAACGUAACAUCAAUCUGUGUGUGUAUGUGUAUGACCGUCGUAUUUUGAAGAAAACCAAACACGAUAAUGGAUGUGAUAGUGCAGAGCAAAAGUCCACGGGGAAAGAAACAAUCAAGCCUCUAUACCAGUCAGUCAUCAUCAUAGUAGGCGAUCUAACCAGCUUCAGUGACGCGCGUGAUCACGGGCAGGAAGUAAACGCAAGGCAUCACAUCAUCGGGGCGGAGAUUCCCGCCACAUUCUCAUCGUGCUUUCAUGCGGAUCCGAUUCCGUUGUAAUGUUAUCCUGUCUCAUCUAUCUUUGUGUGCGUGUGAGGUAAUUACUUCACCAACGUCAUGCGAAACAGAUCGCGCCUCCUCGCCUUCGCUGUCAACAUGGUAUCCGGCUACAUAUAUGCGCCUUCAACAGUAAAAACUGCAGCUGCUUUUGAGCAGCGUCCCAUGGAUGGACAACCGCUUAGAUGACUAAGGAAGCGAAAACUAAGAGGGAACGAGUAGUCCCCAAAGCAAUAGCAAGUCACGAUUUAGGAAAGAAAAGUAUUCCCUUGCUUCUCCCGAAACCUGAGUUUGGAUGGAGCGAAACACAAUAACAAGUCCAACAAAAGCAAAAGUGGGAGUGUGUACGUUUGAUAGAAAUGCAACCAAAUCUUCCCCCGUGCGAGAAGCAAAGAGGAAGGAAACACACAGAACGAAGAUCAAAUCGAUGUUAUAGAUUAGAGAUACUACUACACGACAAAAGAAAUCACAGAGUGAUUCCCGAUUAAAAGUAUUGGCGCGAUAUUAUUACACCAUAUGAUAGUGGUGUGUGUGUGUGUGCGUAGUGUGGUGAGCAAAUGAAAGGAAACAACAUACAAGACAAAAUUGAAUGCUUUAAGAGGUAGUAAUCAAGCGGUCCCCCCGAUUUGUAAGAAACGAAUUAACGAACUCAUCGUAAAGAAUCGUAGAAGAGGAAGAUAAGAGGUACGUUUAAAUUUUUCCAUUACAAUCAGCACACCAACACACACACACACACACGCACAUACGAUAUAGAGUGGGGGAAAGGACGUUGAUGUGGACAAAACUGAUAAUCGAUUAGGGAAGAUUGUGGAAACAAAAAAAAAAAAACAAUAUCGAAAACACACCUUAAGCGAGACAGAAUGCAGGAAACAAAUACUUUUAUUAAUGGCUUUAGUGAUGCUGAAUACAACAAACAAAAGGGAUAUGAACUAACGUUAUUAUGAGUAUAAGAUACAUAUUACCUAUAUAUUUACCUAGUUGUAGUUCUAUUUCGAUUAUCAGUAGUACUGAAUUCGGGUGGGUGGGUGUAGCUUUAUUGACCGCGUGGGCCAUAACCUGGCCACCAUCACCACCACCACCACCACACAUACCAUUGUUGUAAGGGUGGCUUUUCUAACUCUUUUAAGAGUGUGUUUGUCGGACCGGACCGGAAUGUAGAGCGGAUGUGGACGGGAAAAAGGAUAGCAACCUUAAGAAGCGUCGUUCAAAGUUUACAAAACCACCUCCAAUAUUGUGUACUGCGCAUGGAGGAGACACGAUCAAUGUUACAAGUAGAUUUUUUCAACAUUAAAAUGUAAGCUAGCGUGAACCCCUGACUGCUUGCAGGAUCGAUUGCCGGAAAAUGGUAGCGCGGUAGCUACUACUACUACUACUGUCCAACAUUCUUAUUUAUAUUUAUAUGUUUGUAAUUUUUGAGCUCUAGAAAAUUGUUUUGUUUUGAGCAGCAAAUUUUUCCAUAACUAACAACACACAGCAUAGACAGCAUAGCACGCGUUGGCUUAUAAUUUAUUGUAAAAAAUUGCUCUACUGUACGAAAAAAAAACUGCUGUCUAAAUCACACAAAACUGAGCCACGCAUCUACUACUACUACUACUACUACAAACAAUCGUGAUAAUUUUGACCCCAAAACAACGUAUAACUAUAGAAAUAUCAUUACGCAAGAGAGUUUUUAAACACGAGCGAGGUUUUGACGAGCUAGUAAUUUAAAAUGUAACGCCAGAUGAUAGUUGGGUUGUAGAAUUUAAUUCAAUGUAGCUGUAAUAUCGACACACACACACAUGAAAGCAGAUAGUCUGAACUGUAGUUGUCUACGUUUUUUUUUAAAUAUAGUUGAAAUAGUUUUACUACGUCCAGAGUAUAUGUGCUGGACCGAAGUGUCAUCGAAGGCCAGGCGCGCGGAUAGUAAUGGACGGGGGAAUACAGAAUUUUAUGGAAACAAAUGGCGAUAAACAAACAAAACAUCCUGCAGUAAAAUAAACAGACAGGAAGUGACUGUACAAAUUAAUACAGACAAACACACACAUACACAAUAUCAAAGGCCGGCGGCACUACUACUGAUCUUAUUAUGCUGAGUUCGGCUUGCAUAAGUAAAAAUGUGAUUUAGAUCGAUCGGUUCAAAGAGAGAGACUGUUAACAGGCAUGAUCAGCGGGUUUGUGGAGGGGGGGGGGGGGGGGGGGGAAUCGUUACCGUUAUCAAUCAGCUUUUGCUCACCAUUAUUAUGUUUAUAGCUCGUUCUGUUUAUUUUAUAUAUCUCUGUUUUAGUGAUGCGCACGCCGUUUUUACUUACCGUAUAUAUUGCCCUUUUAUUAUUUGCUUCCGACGAAAGCAGAACUGAGUAGUAGGAACUUGACGAAUGUUAGAAAUACACCUCCGGUUGCGUUCAUCCGUUUUAGGUUUACGUUUGUUUGUUUUUUUUUUUUUUAUACCACUUCGAUAUUCAUGCUACUUUCGAGACGGAAGCGAAAGGAGGCGCCCUAUAUUCCGUUUGCUUGGAGGUAGAGAGGUAUAAAGCGAGGCAAACAACAACAGUGAGAGAAGCGCGCGCACGCACCACCAUGUGCUUUAACUAGUUAAUUAUAGUUUGUAUCAUCUUUUCCAACCCUCGAAGCUGUGUUGCAGCUGUUGGCUGGUUUAUAACACGUUGGAUUUCAUCGAUUGAUAUUUUGGUUAUCAUAUGUUAGCACAUAUAAUAGUUCGCCUAACACAGAGAAUAACUGACAUAUCCUUCCAAAACUCGCAGUUUUCAUGCGAGCUGCUGGCAUGCUUAACCCCCCAAGGAAAUAAGCAUAUGCCACCGGGCCAAGAGUGACGCAAGAAUGAAAGGGGAGAGCAAAACCGUACUACAUCCUCAGGUAGAAUAUUGUUGUAGUAGUUGCACGACACGAGCGCAUAUAUGUGCAUGCCUUACACCUGCAUGAUGCGCACACGGCUAGGAUCAGAGAAGAGUGUUAAGCCAGACAUUCGCUAGUGCCACAGAAAAAAACCCCCAGAACUGAUGCUGAACAAUGCAAAUGUAAACUGUAAAAGGAUGUGAUAAUAGUACGCUAGUAGAGGUAGUAAUGUCCAUGUGUGUCUGUUUUUUCGGGUAGAGACUUAUUUUUGGUUUUGUUACUUUUUUUCUUAUUUUAAUACGAAACACAACACCUUCCUUGUUACGACGCGAUGCAGCGGAAAAAGUUUUACUUUUUAACAACUCGUUACCUAAAUUUAUUUAACUCGUUCUCCAUUACGCCGUAGAUCUCUCUAUUCUCGCAAACAAGAGCACACCGACUCGAUAACGAAUAAUGCUAGCGUGUAUAGGCAGGUAAAUAACAGGGCAAGCUAACAGGGCUAUAAUAAAGCAGCAGCAGCAGUUGCCCCAUCAUCGGACCGAACUCAUGUCGAUCAUUUCUUUGCUGCUCAGAGAACAGUUGAAAUAGUGUUUCGACGACAGACUGAACCAAUUUGGCGCCCCAACAAAAUAAAAGAUAAGAAUUUGGUAACACCGGCGGUACUUAAGCCAUGCUCGCUUUUUUUUUUUAACCGUCUCAUACCGUGCUUGACUGAGAAGAGAGACCGUCUUAAUAAUCUUAAUAAAACUAGUUACGAAUCAAAGUACAGCGAAAGGAAGCAAUUAAUCUGGUUGCAAAAAGGAAAGCGGUUAUCACACCACAACAGCCCUCAUUGUGUUUAUAGCGAAUGGCAAUAUAACGCAAUGAAAUACCAAAUUGUGAGCUUACCUUACUUUAAGCGUGCGGUGGUUUCUGUAGAAGAAGCAAAUUUCGUUGGGUGUUAAUGUGUGAACGAGCAUUUCGAACGGGGUCGAGACAACAAUACUGAGUAUAGGUAGGACAGGAUUAGCUAGCUGUAGAAGAAACUAUUGUGCGCACGUGUAACAGCAGGUGUAAGGCAUGCAUCUAUCAUGGACACGUACGUGCCAACGGAACAAAAAAGCAACGUAAGAUGAAAAACAAACACAGCCGAGAGAAACACCAUGUGCGUGUAAAACUAGACAAGACAGUUCGAAGAUCUCAUAUUGGCGGGAUGCAUCCAGAAAGUGCAUCGAAAUAUAACGCUAUUUAAAAACACGCAUACAAAACCCCCCGUUUAACUUAAUCAAUCGCGCGCGAACUUAGUGGCGCAAAGUGGUUUCUUCUAGGUAAAAGAAAAAGUAACUUGCAAAGACACGGAAGGAUAAGGAUAGCAGCAAUCUGUCAGUAUAGUUAGUGGUCCCUUUUUGUUACAAAAGACAUUCAGUUUUUGUUUUUGUUUUAAAAGAAACCUCUCUCAGUCGCCGCAAAAUCGCAUUGCCAAUGGGUGGAGCAGCAAGCAAGCAAAUGCAGAAGCGAUAAUCAUGUGCUUAAUUAUUAACACAGUAAACACCACAAUAAAAAGCAAUUAAUAAAGACCAAACAUCAAACCGUGUGACGCGCGUGACGAAUGAAAGCUCCUUCCUGGGGGGGGAGGGAGGCAAAAGCAUUCAAUGAUGAUGAUACGAAUCGACGUACGGACAGUGUCGGACAAAACGAUAAGAGCAUUCUAGGUUUGUUUCUAUACAAAAAGUGAUUUUUUUUGCCAGUAAGCUUUAGUUCAACAUUGUGUUGGGCAACAUUCCCUUGUGCAACUUUUCCCAUCAUCCCCUUUUGGUUGGGAACACUUUCCUUACCCUUUUGGAGCUUUGAAUCAACUAGCACACUACCCAUUAUUUGCUGUUGUUGCACAAUUUGUCGUUCGAUUUGGUUUGUGUUUGGGGGUCAAUUUUUUUUUUGACAAUCGGCCAUGGAUUCUCAGCCGGGUUAAGGUCGGAAGAUUGAGCCUUGUUCUUGUUGUUUCUUGUGUACUUUUGUAUGUCUCUUGUGUGCGUCAAGCGUAUUUAUUAUGAUGAUCUCUGGCCGAUUUUUAAUUUUUCCUGUCAAUAAAAAAAUUGUCUUCGGUUCAUCGAAUCGCAGAAUGUUCUAACAAUUGGGACCGUUUUAUCCAAAAUGAUCCCUCAAAGCCCGUGAAACGAUAUCUCGACCUUAAUGCUUAAUUUCGGUAAUUAUUUUUAAUUUACAAUUUUUAAUUUAAAAUCAGCUGAAUGGCCUUACUGUUAUGUUCGACACUGUAUCCGCAUACCCAAUGGUUGUACACAGAUACCACUCACUACACUCUUUCAUUAAGAUCGAAUGUUUACUAACCACUCGCUAUUGCUAACAAAUCUCUGAAAGUGCUUAGAGACCGAAGGCAAUACAGUGUACACCUUUGCGGAAGACAAAGGAACGAAUGAAGUUAAUUUAAUUCGUUUUUUGUUUUGUUUUUGUAGCCAAAAUGCGAGCAUCGGGAUUUGAACCGAUCCGAACACUAUUAGCUUAUGACAUAAUAACUUACACAGAUAUACAUUCGUGGUUGUGGUUCUCGCUGGAUCGUGUUCUGUCCAAGCUCAUCCCCCGAGCCAUGAUCAUUCGUUUGCUGUUCUCCCUCUAAUUUACGGGUGUAUGUUAACGGCCAAGACAAAACUUAUGAACGAACACAAAAAAAAAA